Messenger RNA from Prorocentrum cordatum, 1399 nucleotides. The record is from the annotation of a GenBank genome assembly. NCBI's taxonomy places the organism in Eukaryota, Dinophyceae, Prorocentrales, Prorocentraceae.
CCAGGUGCGCCACCGAGGUGACCGUCCUCGAGGACACCGACGCCGGGUGGGCGGGCAGGUGCGAGGGGCUGAGGUUGGUCCACGUGGGCGCCGGCGAGACGUGUCAGAGCAAGUGCAAGGAGACCCCGCUGUGCGGCGUCUGGGCCACCAACGAGAGCACUAGCAACGCCUCCAUGUGCUGGCACGGGCUGGCAGGCCUGCACUGCGAGUCCACGGAGGUCCCGCCCCCCGCGCGGGCGCAGCGGCUGAUGCACGGCAGCUACAGGGAGCUGAUCAACACCAUGGGCAUGCAGGUCAUGAACCUGGAGAAUGCUUUCGGGGUCCUGGGCAACGCGACCGAGGAGACGCAGAAGUGCCGCAUGGUGUGCCUCUCGUCCCUGCUGUGCCAGCACUGGCAGUACUCGACCCACGAUGGGUGCUGGGUGGAGGUCCCGACGCGCCAGCUCACGGGCUACCCCCUGGUGACGAACCCGCGGGUCAUAAACCUCGGGUCGGAGGAGGCCAAGAGCGUCAUCUCGAAGAAGACAUCCAGCACACGUGCCCCGACGGGCCGAUGCCGCUGGAGAGCGCAGAGCCGGGCGUCAGCCAGCAACAGGCGGACACGACCUCCGAGGUGCCGCCCGUCCUCUCGCUGGGGAUCGAGGAGCCCGCGAGCGGCACCGGGCUCCCGUUCUGGGUGUACCCGGCCGCCGCGCUGGCCGUCGCGCUGGGUGGGGCUGCCAUCGCCGGCGCGGUGCUCUGCCGCCGGCGGCAGAAGGCGGGGGGCACCCGGGCGAUCGAGAGGCGCUCGGAGGGCGCCAACUAUGCACCUGCGCCAUCGAGGCUGGCUGAGGACGCGUACGGAAUGUCCGCCAGCGCAGGCGCGCCCCGGCCACCGCGCCUCCAGGCCGCCCCGACCCUCCGCGGCUGGGCGCCCGGGGGGUCUGCGCGGGGCGCGGCGACCACCCCGAGCUACACGACGCCGAGCUAUUCCGAGCUUCACGGCGGGGUCGCCGUCGCAGGGCGCGGGCUCGCGCGCCCCCGCGGCGCACGCCCCAGCGGCGGCGGCGCCGGCCACGGCGCAGGCAUUCCCCAACGAGGCCCUGUACAGGGGGGCGGCGCGGUCGGCGAGCUCGGUGCAGCACCUGCAGGCGUCCGUCCCGACGACCGCGGCGACGCCGCUCUACUCGCAGACCUCGCCGCCCCGAGCCGCCGACGGCUGGCUGCCGCCCGGGUCGAAGUACAGCGGCUUCGGCGUCUGAGCGCCGCGCGUGUUGCGGCCUUCCUUCGCAGGGCCCCAUUCCACGCGAUCGAUCCAAUUCGGCAUCGGUUUCGGCCGCUUCGGUCCGAUUCGAUGUUGAUUUUCGAGGCAAUCCGUUGCGGCCCAAUUCCUGCAUGGCGUUGCUGUAUUAUAGUGCAG